Molecule: messenger RNA, 2253 nt
Organism: Saccharomyces kudriavzevii IFO 1802
Lineage: Eukaryota; Fungi; Ascomycota; Saccharomycetes; Saccharomycetales; Saccharomycetaceae
Gene: SLX4
Product: Slx4p
Exons: 1
Coding region: 1-2253 (750 amino acids)
Biological process (GO): DNA repair; DNA replication
Cellular component (GO): nucleus; Slx1-Slx4 complex
Source: RefSeq, a predicted model, not a curated record
AUGGAGCUUCAAAGAGCACAACGGAACCUAAAAUUUUUACAAAAUGAGGAUCCCAUGAAUGUUGCCAAUCACGACAGCCUAAACAGUGAGAGCCAAAGUGUCUCUUCUAUAGCAAUGGAAACUCAGGUACCAGAUGUACAGUUUUCUUUAUCAUCUGGUGAUGACUCUAUUGGUACGCAAGAAAACAACGAGACUACACAUAAGUCAUCCGUGGCGAGGGAAACUACUAAAUGCAAUACGGAGAGUAAUGCGAAUGUUGAUGCAAUAAAUACAGGUUCAAUUCAUGCUUCUCACUCUAAUUCACUCAAAUCGGAUGUAGUUGAAGAGAACAUAUUCAUUAACACUCAGAUUCAAAGUCGACUUGAUGACGCAGAGGAGGAAACAAAUCUAAAAUCCAAAAUGAAACAAUUCAAGUAUGCGUCCCAGUGUAAUCAAUACGAUAAUCUCGGCAAUAAAAAUAUAGCAAGAAGAAGGCCAGCAAUAAGGAAAUCCAAACCGAAACUCAAAUCGAAGACUAGGGAUAAACGAGACCCUAAUGCUAUUAAAAAUAUAACUGAUUUUAAUAUUAAUAACUACAAACUUUCACGGGCUGCUAGUUUAUUAAAGCAAUUGUCAGGUAAGCACAAGAAGGUUUUGGAUAUAAUAAAGGUACAAAAUGAAGGAAGUGAUAGCGCACCGUCUAAAGCAAAGAAUGAUAAGGGUGAAGGUGCCACAUUUGAUACCUAUAGUGGACAGGAAUGGAAGUAUAUUAUGAAGCUGCUUUUGGAAAAGUUUCCUCAUAGUGAAACAACGGACUUGAAUAAAGUCCAAAAAUUCUUAUAUGGAAGCGAACAAUCGUCGAGUGGCUUGGACGAUCUAGAAACAUCACAAAAAAAGCUCUGGACAGCAUCACAGUUACCACCAAAACUUCCUAACGAAACUAACCAACCAAAACAAGAGGAAAGGACGCAGGACAGCCAAAGCGCAGUAAACUUCCUGUCGUUGUCUCAAGUGAUGGAUGAUAGGAGCGAGAUUAUAAAAGACGAAGAGGACAUAAUCACUUCAGAAUCGUUUUCUGCAAGCCUUCAAGAAUAUGGAAAUAACAUAGAGAUACAAGAAACGUUAGAACACAGUUUUGGUGAUAAUAUUGAAUUGACUGUGGGAACACAUAUUAACGGAUUUUCACUCACAGAUUAUAAGGCUUGUAAACCCCUGUCUGCUGAAGUGGGUACAAAAUGCAAAAAUAACGGGGAUGAAGAUAAUGAUGAUAUUUCUGUUGUCUCGGAUACUACCGAUGAGACAUCGACGUUAUUUCCAUUAGACCCAUACCGGUAUAUUUUCAUUGAAAAAGACAAAAAACCAGCAUCGACCACGGACACCGUUGCAAGCACACAAUUUUUCACUCCCAACACAUCACCAUUGGAUGGCAUAAUCGAUUUGACACAGGAAUCGUUCAAAGCCGUUCGGUCAUUGAUUUCGCCCUUGAAGGCGGAAAGCAAUAGGCCGACAGCAUCACAGGCAUCGAAUCAAGUUCAAAUUCAAGUCCCAGCAACGAGAACCCCCACAAUUAUUCCCCAAAAGAAUCUCAUGACAACAUUAAAAACUGAAGGAGAAAGGACUGAUUUGGGAAAUACCAUCAGAGUUAAAUUAUUGCAUAAAAGAGUGAGUGAACUAGACCCCGAAUUAGUAAAUUGUGAUUGUCAUACAAUUGAAGCUAAUGAUUCUGAAGAAGAAGAGACGGAGCUAGAUAAUGAUCUAUUCUGCAUUGCAGAUGUCAAAUUAGCAAACUUGCCUAAAACCUCGACCGAAACACCAAUACCGAAUCUUCUUGCCAAAAACAGUAUUGAUGAUGCCGUUACCGCAAGUCCAACUACUUCACCUGAAAAAUUUCAUGAGAUAAUCACGUCACAGUCAAUGAAGGAGCUUCGACAAAGCUUGAAAACGGUUGGACUAAAACCCAUGAGGACGAAAGUCGAAAUCAUACAAUCAUUACAAACUGCAUCGCAGAUUUUGUCCAUAGCCACUCCAGGUGAUAGUGACGGGCAUGACGGGGUGAUAGGUUUCAGUAAGACGGAGAUAUUUGAUCAUUUAACCGAGCUAAUUCAAUCUUUUCCAGGGGUUUUAGAGCGAAUAUAUACAUUUGAACCCAUCCCACUAUACGAAUUAAUUGAAAAAUUGUUCAGCCUGGAACCAUUUGUCUCACAAAUCGACGAGAUGACCAUCAGAGAAUGGGCUGACAUUCAAGGGAUAUGUUUAAGAAACGAUAAAAAAUAG